AUGGAGAAUGAUUCCAAAUUGCCUCUGGCAGGCUGUUCGACAGCUUCGCCGAUUGUGACGCCACCGGAGGAACUUCGGCCAAACCCCAUGGUGAAAUACUAUCAGCUGCAGACCGUUGAUGUUCCUAGACAGGGGCCCAAAAAGAAGCCAACAGAAUCUUUACCAACAUACUUUAUUAUGCUGCAAACGGAAGAGUGGCACACUCGCUAUAAGAAGAACAGGCAGCAGAUGCACGCAGUCGGAGCUCUUGCCCCGAUAUUGGUUUCUGGAGCAGCCAGCAUAGCCUGGAGCGUAGGCCUGCAGACUCCAGACAUCGAUCAAGGACCAACUUUUACUCCAGAUUGGUUCAUCGCCGCCAUCAUCGGUGCGAUAAUCAGUAUGUUUUGGGCCAAUCGAGUACCUACGAGGCGUGUAGCUCAAUUGGCUACUGGGCUCAUAAUAACCGCCGGUUUCCUAUUUAUCUGUAGCGAGAAGGAAAUGAAAUACAUUCGGGCUGCUUUAUAUAUUGAUGGCUUAGCCAAUGGUCUUGUGUUUGCACCGAUGAUCGCCUUAAUUGGCGAACUGACGGUGUUCUACAUGCGCGGCUUUGUGGCUGCUUUCAUUGAGCAGUUUUGUCCUUGCAUUGGCAUUUGUGCGCAGGUCAUCUAUCCGUAUUUGUGGAAAUCAACAUCUUUGGAACAUCUGGAACACGACGGUCUGCACGGUGCCAUUGGAGUUCUAUCCGGCAUUUUUGCGAUGUCAUUGAGUACAUUCUUUAGCAAGGAAUCGCCUGUAAAGUUGCUAAUUAGGGGCAAACCACUCUAUGCUAUGGAAGUGCUGCGACGUGUUCAAGCUCCUAACACCUUAACCGAGGAGCUCUUCGAGCAGCAGGCGGAAAAUAAAUCCUAUGUGAUGGAGAGCCGGCAACUUUCAACAUAUCGGAGCAUAACUCAAGCCCUGCCCGCGCUCCUUCGUCUUUGCUGUCUUCGCGCCCUACAUGCCAUGAGCCUAGCUAUUUUUAUAGUCCUUUUUCGAACCAAUUACGGUGAUAUUAACCAUUUGGUCUGGUCGUAUCCCAUCUUGGGAAUAUUCCGUAUAUUUGGAAAUCUAAUCACCAUGCCCAUCAUGGAGCUGAUUGGACACAGAAUUACUACACUUAUAGGUCUGCUCCUCUACGGUAGCAUGGCCUUUAUAAUGACAAGCUUUGCUAGAAACUGCACAUAUGGUAUGGUCCUAGUUUCUUUAUUGCAAACAUUCUCCGCAUUGGCCUUCACUGCCUCGCCAGCUUUUCUCUCUGAAGCCUAUCCAAUGGCCAUCAAAGAACAAUUCAUAGCACUCACAUACAUUGUUGAGAUGUCUGUAUACAUUUUUGUUUACUCAUACUUCACUGACACAAAAUCUUGUACAAACUAUCUGUAUCUCAUGAGCAUAUUUACGUUGUUGUUCUGUUUGUUGGCUGUUUGGAUCCUGCCGGAGACCAAAAGAACUACGCUGCGCGAGGCACUGGAGAAAUUUAAAGGAUUUGUGAGCAAACGAAUUCAUUAG
Molecule: messenger RNA, 1524 nt
Organism: Scaptodrosophila lebanonensis
Lineage: Eukaryota; Metazoa; Arthropoda; Insecta; Diptera; Drosophilidae
Exons: 3
Coding region: 1-1524 (507 amino acids)
Biological process (GO): transmembrane transport
Cellular component (GO): membrane
Molecular function (GO): transmembrane transporter activity
Source: RefSeq, a predicted model, not a curated record